Molecule: messenger RNA, 391 nt
Organism: Hermetia illucens (black soldier fly)
Lineage: Eukaryota; Metazoa; Arthropoda; Insecta; Diptera; Stratiomyidae
Product: vasotab-like
Exons: 3
Coding region: 54-269 (71 amino acids)
Molecular function (GO): protein binding
Source: RefSeq, a predicted model, not a curated record
AUCAGUAAUCAUCCUCGUUUUCUUUUAAAAACAUCCUAAAGAAAUUGGACGCAAUGCGUUUCCUAAUUUGCAUUGCAUUUUUGGCGUUUCUAAGUGUUGUGGUAGGUCAAUAUCAAACAGAAAGAUGUCCCACAAUUUGCCCUUUGAAUUAUAGUCCAAUCUGUGCGAGAAUUGAAAGCUACAGGACUUUUAGCAAUGAAUGUGAAUUGAAUGUUUACAAUUGCCAGAAUAGAGGAGGCGCCAGACCCAUAAGACGAGGUCAAUGCUAAGUUGACUGGAAAAAGUUUGCAGAAAACCACUUUCAUUACGCAUAAUUUAUAAAUAUUGCGUUUCAACUACCCUACUAAUAUGUAAUUAUCCUGGAAUAAUAUAUGUUAUUAGCGCUUAACAA